Messenger RNA from Mesoplodon densirostris (Blainville's beaked whale), 1842 nucleotides. RefSeq names its product NOBOX oogenesis homeobox (gene NOBOX). Gene Ontology annotation, molecular function: DNA-binding transcription factor activity, RNA polymerase II-specific; RNA polymerase II cis-regulatory region sequence-specific DNA binding. The record is from RefSeq and is a predicted model, not a curated record. The transcript has 8 exons. Bases 1 to 1842 code for a protein of 613 amino acids. Gene Ontology annotation, biological process: regulation of transcription by RNA polymerase II. NCBI's taxonomy places the organism in Eukaryota, Metazoa, Chordata, Mammalia, Artiodactyla, Ziphiidae.
AUGCCCCCCAUCCUUGGCGUUCGGAUCUCUGAGGAUGAAGGGAAGAAAAGUCAGGAGGGCAGAGACAAGCCCCAGGCUGCCAGGCUAGAGGAGGAGGAGGAACCCCUGCAGAGUUCAGCCCCCCACACUCAGGAAGCCCCAAGUGAGGACGUGCCCCUCUCCUGCGCUGCUCCCGGGGAGAAGCAGCCAUCAGAGGCCCCUGGAGAAGGAGCUGGAGCUGGGGCUGGGGCUGGGAGAGCCGGCCAGCGCCAGGGCUCAGGGCCUCUCCGCAAAGACAGAACCCUGGGCCCGCCUAGACCCCAGCCUCAGGGGGAAGCGCACCCUCUCCCGGUGAGAGAGGGGAAGCUGGGGAAGAGGCCCUACUCUCCAGCCGCCGGUAAGCAGAAAAGGCCUAACGCUGUGGGUCUGGACUCCACGGCAUCUCCCAGUGUCGCUAACCCAGCCCGGGCCACGUACAACCCAGUGCCUUGUGGGUCAGGCCGGGGCUCCUGCCAUCUGGCCAACCUCCUCAGCACGUUGGCCCAGAACAGCCAAAACACAGACCAGAAGAAGUCCCCGGAAGUGACCUGCCAAGGCCGGAAAAAGACGCGGACUCUAUACCGCUCGGACCAGCUGGAGGAGCUAGAAAGGCUCUUCCAAGAAGACCACUAUCCGGACAGCGAUAAGCGCCGGGAGAUUGCCCAGACGGUGGGAGUCACCCCCCAACGCAUCAUGGUAAAGGGCACUGGCCCUCGGUCUCGGGGUGGAGGAGAACCCACGUGCUGGCACUCUGGGAGAGCCAGACAGAGCCGGACAGGGGCUGGGGUGUGGUUCCAGAAUCGCCGGGCAAAGUGGCGAAAAGUGGAGAAAAUGACUGGGAAGGAGAGCAAGGACGCCACUGCUGACCCUGCCCUCAGCCCCACCAGCAACCAGUGCAGCUCUGCAGCCGGACCGCCACCUGCUGUGCCCGCGGACCGGGAGCCUGGGACCUUCGCUCAGGAGCCCCCGCUGGAUCCCCUUCCAGAGCCCCCCGUGCUGCUGACAUCUGACCAGACUCUGGCCCCGACCCAACAGAGUGAGGGUGCCCAGAGGGUGGAAGUGACCCCACCACUCUUCAGCCCCCCACCUGUCCGAAGAGCCAACCUCCCUUUCCCCCUCGGCCCCGUGCACACGUCCCAGCUGAUGUCUUUGCUGCUGGAUACCCCGGGCAACGAGAGCAGCCGCAAGGAUGGCCCUUGCGGGUCGUGGGGUACGAGCAUCACGCCACCCACCGCCUGCUCAUACUUGGAGGAGCUGGAACCCCAGGAGUAUCAACCCAGCAGCCAGCCAGGACCGUUCCAGUUCUCCCAGGCUCCACAGAGCCAGCUUUUCCAACACCCCCAGCCCCAGUUUCCAUACCUGCACCCCUUCCCCUUCCCCAUGCCCAGCUCCCUGACCCCUCCACUGCUGGAAGACUCUCUGUCUACAUUGUCCUAUGGCCCCAGCGGAGGCACAUCCCAGGGCUACUUCCCAGGCCCUCCCUCGGGGCAGAGCCUGCUGCAGCCACCCGCUGGGAACAUGGGUACAGUCCCCUGGAACGACCCCUGCUUGCCAGACCUGCCCUUCCCCAGUUCCUUCUGUCCACCAGCUCUGGGGGGCCCCCCGGGAGGGGACGGCUGCUUCCUGGAUCUGUUUGCAGCCCCUUGUGCUCAGGCUUCGAGCAGGCAGCCUUCCCCAGGCCUCGCCCGGCUUCCUGAAGGGACCAGGCCCGGAGCGGAGCCCCUACUCAGCAAGGCCCAAGAGGAGCUGCCUGCCGCCGCUGUGGAGCUGCCCUCGGCCCCUGAGGAGGGCCGACAGGAAGACCAGACCAGCCGUGGCCCCUAG